UUAUUAUCAAAACUCUAAACGUAUGUUGUUUUCGGGAAAAAAUCUCCGUAUAGCAUUCUUGACUCAGUGUUCAUAUAUAAGUGAUGCAAAAUAAUCGAAAUUUUAGUCGAUUUUAUUUUAUCACCAGUUGUGGUUUAAAUUCAAAGUGUUCCAGUGAAAGUUUCCGGAAAAAUAUCAGAAGAAAUGAAGAUCGUCUUGAGUUUGACUAUUUUAUGUAUAGGAUUGAGAGCAAUUUCGUCAGCGGAAUUUUAUUCUACAGUCUUUGACACGAUUGAUGUUGAUACCAUUUUAUCAAAUAAGCGACUCACAGACCAGUACAUCGCUUGUCUUCUUGAUCAAGGUGUUUGUACAGCUGAUGGACGUGGCCUCAGAAGACUGUUACCUGAGGCGAUCGCUACCCUAUGUGAAAAAUGCACCACGAUACAGAAACGUAAUGCUAGGAAAGUUCUACGAUACAUCAAAGAACGCAGGCCAGAAGUUUGGGACUUGUUUGUGCAAAAGUACGACCCUACUGGACAAUAUAUGCAAAAUUUCGAAUAUUUCAUCAGUGGAGUCGAUGAUUCGAGUUCAUACUACUAAAGAAUGAAGAAUAAUCUUAAUUAAAAUAAAAUUCGAAAUAAUGUUAGUUUUACGGGAAUUUGCGUACUACUAGUCAGUGCCAAUUAUUAACAUUACAAUUUUUCUCAUCAAGGGAACCUACACUCUUCAAUAUUCGCAGGUUAUAUGGACCGAGAUGCAAAAGUCAGGAAUUAUCGCACCGAGUUUGUAACCGAAAAACCUGGGCUCAAUUCCUGCUGUCUGCAUUUUCUCAAUAUUUUUGUUUAAUAUUCUUUAUCAUAAUUAACUACUAAAUUUAUUUAAAUGAGCAUAGAAUAUUAAUUUUGCACCAUUUUUUGUCGUAUUAAAAAAUUGUUUGUUUUUCAAACUUUACCAUUUUUACUCUAAGGAAAGUUUUUCUAUAGAAAAGUAUCAUUUCUUUAAAUUCAAAUGAAUAUUUUUAUUUUGUUUAUUAUAUUUGAUUUAAAUAAAUGUAUAACGAACAAAAAUGGGAUAAAAAAAUCGACAAAAAAUGUCGGCAGCAGGAAUUGAGCCUAGAAAUUUCGGCUACCAACGCGGAGCGAUACAACAAUAUACUGAUAUAACUGAUACAACCGAGUGUUGUACGACUGCCCUCCUCCAUUUCGGCCCA
This is a messenger RNA of Belonocnema kinseyi, 1189 nucleotides long. RefSeq names its product ejaculatory bulb-specific protein 3-like. The record is from RefSeq and is a predicted model, not a curated record. NCBI's taxonomy places the organism in Eukaryota, Metazoa, Arthropoda, Insecta, Hymenoptera, Cynipidae. Bases 184 to 579 code for a protein of 131 amino acids. The transcript has 3 exons.